UAUACUUACACAGAUAAUUGUAGCUGUAGGGAAUACUAAUUUUUGCAUCUAUAAAGUAAGCCGAAUUAUAUACAGGAAAAUGAUCUCUAAUAUCAUAAAAUAAUUUUUCAGAUUUUUGAAAGAGUAAGGUAGACAGGGUAAGAUUGAUUGAUUUGACAGGAGUUGAAGCUGAAAGAUGAAUGAAGAUCAAGAAUUACGCCAUCUUAUAGAUCAAAUACGAUAUACCAAUGGUAAUGGUGAUGUGUUGUUGGAUAUUGAGAAGUUAAAGUUAUUGGGGGAUGCAUUACGUGAUGAAGAAACGCGAUCCAAUCCGAUUAUAAAUGAAUCUAUACCGAUUUUGGUUGAUAUCUUUAUUGAAUUGUUUUCCAUUGAUAACUUGAUGUCUAAUUUCAGAGAGAAAGAAGAACUAUUGAGAGUUUUCAUUAAUGUUUUAGCAUUCAAUGACAAGAAUCGAUUGACCCUUAUUAAUAUCGAUAAACCAUCAUUUUGGGGACGUUUACAGAAUCAAAUUUGUGUGAUAGCUGAAGAACAAAAGGAAAUUACUUCAAGAGUGGUUUUACUCUUAUCUCAGUUUAUUUAUGAUACCGAUCAUCAAGAGUUAUUUGUCACGAAAUUAUAUGAGAGGCGACUUUAUCUGUCAUUAUUUCAAUAUUUUGAAUUACAAGAUUUAAAUGAUGUUGAAGGGUACGAAAGACUACUUGAUUUAUUUUACGAAUUAAUCAAUAAUCAUAGUCAUGUGAUUCAACGUGAUGAAAUGGCAUUAAAAGUACCGAAGUUUAUAACCUUUAUCGUUAAAUUACUUACCCAUUUCGACCAUACGAUUGAUGAAUCUGAACAUAUACUUGAAAAAUUAACUCAAAUCAUAUCGACAUUAACUUCAUUUGAAUUCAUAUAUGCUUUAGAUGAUACACCCGAAUUAUUCAGCACUAUAGUGGAUUACUUCAUCUCAUCAAAGAAUUAUAUACCGAAUGCUACUGUUAAAAGAAAUUGGGUUAAUAUUAUUUGUAAUUUCGUCUAUAUUAAACAAUAUUUUUAUCUAGAUGAAGAUUUAUCUUAUCUUAUCAAAUUGCUUAAGAAGAAUGAUGUGGAUCCUUAUGUGUUAUGUGGGAUUGCGGUAUUCAUAGGGAAUUACAUUCAUGAUAAAGAAACUUUACAAGCUGUUAAAACUAAACUUGAACAUGAAAUAACAUGGGAGAAGUUUGUUGAUAUUUAUUUCAACCAGAUUAAUAUUACCGAUGUAUUUUUGAUUCAAUCGAUUCAAGCGUUUUUAAAUAUCAUGGAUAAAUCAAUUGCCAAUAUCAUCUUACGAGAUGAUAACUUCGAUGGUUUAUUAAAGAAGUAUAAUAGAGUGAUCCUUGAUAAUAAAGAUUUUUAUCCUGAGAUCUUGACUCAAUAUCUUAAAUUCAUCUAUAAGUUGGUACGUCAUAAGUUCUUAUUGAACAAUGAUGAGGAUGAUGAUGAUCAAGGGUCUGAUAUUUUACAAUAUUAUGAAUUAUGGAGUUCAAUCAUUGAUAAAUGUGAUGAUGGUUUUCUUCAACUUUAUCUUCUUGAAGCUUUUAUAACUCAUUAUGAUCCUACGAAAGAGAUUGUCCAUUCUCAAUUCAUAUGUCAACUUUUGACUACUUCUGUAACCAAACUUGAACCUCAAGGUCAAGCUAAUCUCGAUUUGGUUAUUCAAAAAUUGAAAGCAUUAGGAAUAUUCAAUCAUAUUUUAUUAUCAAAAGAGAUUGGUCUUCAACAUAUCCUUGAUAAGUGGUUCAAUAAUGAUGUUGAUACCUUCAUCAGUAACUAUUUACAACCCUAUUACGAAUAUUUGAUUCAAUUAAACGAAUCAUUACAAUCAUCUACAUCCCAUCCAAGUCAUGAUUUAAUCAAGAAUAAUGCUAAAUUCAUAUCUGGUUCAAGCUUACCAUUAAUUAGAGAUUUCAUUACUGAUUCAACUUCUCCAUCUUCAUCACUAACGGUUCAAUUAGAUGAAAUUUGUCUAAUUUGUAAAACUAUCAUCGAUUUAUAAUAAAAAUACUAAUUAAAUAACACCAACACUCUAACCAAUAUAAACAUACACCCUAGAUAACAUACUACAACCUUGUAGGUUAUGAUAAUUAUAUUAUCCCCACCAUGUAAUUAUAAUCUCUAACUCUUACCGUUAACUGAAAUUUUUCUUAUAUACUUCCGCUAACGGUAAUUAACGGCUCCUUGUGAGGCUCAUAAAUUUUUUUUGGAAAAUUUUUCAAUUGCCGCAUUUUACCUUUUGGCAACCACAAUUAUGACCAAUUUACUAUAAAGUGGAGUUAUAAUCCUUUUAACCAGAGUCUAAACCACAACUUUAUCUGAU
Molecule: messenger RNA, 2335 nt
Organism: Scheffersomyces coipomensis
Lineage: Eukaryota; Fungi; Ascomycota; Pichiomycetes; Serinales; Debaryomycetaceae
Exons: 1
Coding region: 176-2014 (612 amino acids)
Source: RefSeq, a predicted model, not a curated record